This is a messenger RNA of Nothobranchius furzeri (turquoise killifish), 3509 nucleotides long. RefSeq names its product RNA binding motif protein 46 (gene rbm46). Gene Ontology annotation, cellular component: nucleus. The record is from RefSeq and is a predicted model, not a curated record. Gene Ontology annotation, molecular function: mRNA binding. Lineage: Eukaryota; Metazoa; Chordata; Actinopteri; Cyprinodontiformes; Nothobranchiidae.
AGGUAACGAUUCUCCGGCUCUUCCCGGCGGAGUUUUAGCUGAACUCUGUGACCGAACUGUUGCUUCUGGAGAUCCUGAAGCCGUUUAGAGGAAAAAUGCUCCAACUUCGAGGCGACAGUGAGAGAUUGUCUGAUGAGGACAUGGACGGGGACCUGCUGGAGGCCAGAGACAACUUUAAGACGUCGUGUGCGAAGGAGGUGGCACUGCUGGCGCUGAUGGAGAAGACGGGCUACAGCAUGAUCCAGGAGAAUGGGCAGAGGAAGUACGGCGGACCUCCUCCAGGCUGGGAGGGCCCGGCACCGCCGCGUGGCUGCGAGGUGUUUGUGGGGAAGAUUCCCAGAGACAUGUACGAGGACGAGCUGGUUCCUCUGUUUGAGAGGGCCGGAAAGAUCUACGAGUUUCGCCUGAUGAUGGAGUUCAGCGGGGAGAACCGCGGCUACGCCUUCAUCAUGUUUACCAACAGGGAAGAUGCCCAGAGAGCCAUCCAGAUGCUGGAUAACCUGGAAGUCCGUCCUGGGAAGUUCAUCGGCGUGUGUGUGAGUCUGGAUAACUGCCGCCUCUUCAUUGGCUCCAUCCCCAAAGACAGGAAGAAGGAGGAGAUCCUGCAGGAGAUGAAGAAGGUGACAGACGGUGUUGUGGAUGUGAUCGUGUACCCCAGCUCCACCGACAAGAACAGAAACCGCGGCUUUGCCUUCGUGGAGUACGAGUCCCACAAAGCAGCAGCCAUGGCCCGGCGGAGGCUCAUCCCUGGAACCUUCCAGCUGUGGGGUCACACCAUCCAGGUGGACUGGGCCGAGCCGGAGAAGGACGUAGACGAGGAGCUGAUGCAGAACGUCCGGGUGCUCUAUGUCCGGAACCUGAUGCCCAACACGACGGAGGAGACUCUCCACCAGGAGUUCUCCCGUUUCAAACCCGGCUCGGUGGAGCGGGUGAAGAAGCUGACGGACUACGCCUUCGUCCACUACCGUUGCCGUAGCGACACCUUGACAGCUCUGAGUCUGAUGAACGGAGCUCAGAUAGACGGAGCCACGGUGGAGGUGAUGCUGGCCAAGCCAGCGGGGAGCAAGGAGGCAGCGCUCCCCGGGAGGAGGUACAGAGGAGGAGGAGGAGAACGCACAGAGGGCUCGCUCCUCCAGCAGAGAAAUGGAGGGAUGGCCAAAGCCAGAGCCUGGGCCCUGCCACCUCACCAGGGAGGUGCUGGAGGAGAGCCGGAGCGGGUCAUACUGCCCCUGCUGCCCGGCACCCCCCUCAGUCCCACCAGCCCUCUGGCCCUGAAGCAGAGUCAGAUCGGAUCGGCCGUCAGUCUGCUGGACUGCUACUGUCAGAAGAACUUCUGGUCUGCACCCGAGUACCACCUGUUCUCCUCACUUGGACAGAACGGCACACUGAUGCUCAUCUACAAGGUGGUGCUGCCAUCCACACAGAGCACCUACAUGCCUGACAAGCUGUGUGUGCUGCUGGAGGACGCCAAGGAGCUCGCUGCUCAGACCACUCUGUGGAACCUCGAACUUUCCAUCCUCCCAGGAGCUUCCUGUGACUCCCCCAGCAGCCCCUCCUCCCCUCUCUCCCGCUCAGAAGGGAAUCUGAGCUGUGAUAGCUGGGCCUUCUCCUCCUGCCUCUCCCCUCCUCCUCCCCCAUCCUCCUUCACAAUGCCCCCUCUGCCCUCCUUGUCCACGUUCCUCCCCACUGCGUCCCAGCCUCAGCAGCUCUACAUCCGCUCCCAGUCCCCGUUCUACUGACGGAGACUCACCUGCAACAGGAGGUCUCCACCCCCUGGCGGAGGAGCAAGAGGAGUGCAGACGUGUUUGUGGCUUCGUCUGUUUGCGUUCUGAAAUCUUAUCUGUGUUUGAGACGAAGGAUGAAGGAAGUUUCCACUGAGCUGCUCUGAUGAGCUCCUCCUCCUCCCGCUGCUCCUGUUAUCAUCGACACACACACACAUCAGCUUCUCCUCUCAGGUGAGAUCCCAGCAGGAGCCUCCUGAAACCACACAACAAACCCGUUAUCGUGAUGACAGAGGAGGAGGAGGAGACGAGGAGCCUCCUCAUCCUCUCCCUGAUCUCCUGCUUUCAUCUUCACCUGACUCAUCUGAAGGCCAACCGACUCCUCCACUCCUCACAGCAAUCUGCAGGUGCAGGAACACCUCCUGCUGCUCCUCCUCAGGAGGAGUUCUGAAGGUGAAUCACCUGUUUAGAGGAGGAAGGUGGCAUAUCCGGAGUAACCUAAUCCCUGUGAUGGCAGACUUCAUCACCUCCUCAGCAGGAAACGCCGGAUCUGUUAUUAAAGUUUUUACUAAAUCGGAUUAUUAGAAGCCAGCAAUAAUAACAACUAAUAAUAAAUCAGUAUUAAUAAUGAUAAUAAAGAACAUCAAUAAAACUAAAUGUCAGUUAUUUUAAUAAACAUUAAUAACAUAAAUCAUCACCUGUCUGAUUUUAAACUUUCAUGAAAUUUUACAGAGAAGAGAUAAAAUGAGGAACCUCCCAGGUCUACGGAAAGCCAAUAUAAUCAGAAACAGUCAGAUAAAUCCAUCUAACAGGUAAUUGGCUGUGAACUAAACUGUUGUACAAAUCUAGUUUUAAACAAGUGGCUUUUGUAUGAAAAGUUUAUUCUUAUUCAUGGAACACUUUAAUUACUGAAAACAAACAUUUUAAAAACCUUGAUGUCCAAAAUUCAUUUAAAAAGUUUCAUUUAUCAAAUGAAAAUCCAAAUCUCUGCUUUGUUGUCUUUCACUUUUGAAGUUAAAUGUUAUAUUUGGAUUUUUUUCUUUACUGUAUUAUUCUGGAGUAAAUCUUGUUUUUGUUUUGUUUUUUGCAGCCAUGUUUAUUAUUUAGGUAAAACUGUUUAUAGAUUAUUGUCCUCAAUGGCUUUCCUGUUUAUAGAUUAUUGUCCUCAAUGGCUUUCCGUACAGGGCUGGUAGAGAGCUUUCAGGGUUUUAUUCUAAUUAAAGUUUUAUAAAACAUUGUUAAGUGAGAUGGUGCUGAGGGGCGGAGGUAUGUCAUCAGAGGAGGAGGGGCUAGAGGAGGGGGAGGAGCUAGAGGAGGGGAGGAGCUAGAGGAGCAAACACAAACAUUUUAAUUGUCUCUCAUUCUCAGAUGUUUGGAGCUCAGAAGGUUUAGAGUUGAAUCGAUUAUUUCAGGAGCUUUGAUGCUUUUGUUAGUUGAGUCUGAGCAGCUGGUUGAUGUUUCUGUUCACACAAACUAAUUUGUUUGUUUGUUUGUUUGUUUGUGUAAAAAGUUCCUCAGCAGCUGUUGUUUGACCAGAACUAUUUUAGAUGAACUGACCAAUGAGAGCAGGAAGCACUGGUACUGGUUAGCCACGUUUAACUACAGCCUGUUGUUGGUUUCAUCAUUAGAAUGUUUGAGCCGUGAAUCAGGAAGUGGAAGUUGGAUUAUUUAUUAUCACACCCGCAUUAAAGGACAUUAAAUAUCCUGCUGAAGAUGUUUGUACGCCUGAUGUCAGAUGUUGGGUUUAAUCUCAGCCGACUGAGGAAAUAAAUCUGAGUUAUUCACUAA